CAGUAUGCAUACUUUUGGAGAACACAUGGAUCAUCUCCGGUCUUUAUGUCGCUUUUGUGGCAGCAAGAUGUCGGCAAAAUCUGCCAAGCCUAAGGACUGUAGCACUUACAGGGACUCUAUCUGGACAGUUUACGCCGUUAACAUUCAGGAUGACGUCCCCAGCCAGCAUCCAAGCAAGAUGUGUCAGAGGUGUUACAGGACAAUGCUCGGUUAUUUGAAAAAAGAUGUCAAUGAUGGCAUGCCUGCAAAGAGAGCUAGAGAAAUCUCUUGGGAGCCCUACAACAGUGAGUGUAACCAAUGUAGUACAUGUAGAAUGUCUCAGAAAAAAGGGAUAGGGGGUCGCAGAAAGAAACCAGAUUUUUCACACAAUGAAACAUUUUUAUUUUACAACUUAAGCCAGGAUAAUAUAUUUAGUUCUCUUUAUGAUAACAGCACUGUCAGCUUUUUACCCAAGAUGAACAAACAAGAAAAAUGUCAUUUUAGUCUGCAGAGCAUGCCAUCAUCUCAUAAAGAGAAGUUUGAAUGUAGAUUAUGUUCGUCCUUUUUGACACACCAUGUUGUCAAAACUAAGUGUAAUCACUAUUUUUGUGCUGUGUGUCUUUCGACUAUUUUUAAAAUGUCUGUUUCAAAUUCAGUGCCAUGUCCUACCUGUGGUAUGAAAAAUAAUUUUUCAGAAAUUGAAUCUGCCGAGUCUGUUUUGAUUGAACAGCUCCGUAAUUUAAGAAUGAUGUGCAAUCUGUGUCUACAUUCGGUAACAUAUAAAGAGUACGUAUCCCAUUCUUGCUGUCUAGGGGAGUCUGCUUCCUCCUCCCAAGUUAAUUCUAAUAUAAUAUCAGAGUCAGAUGACUCUUCUUUUCUUUCAAGUUCAACAGCUCCUGAUUGUGAUUUUCUGUUAACUAGUACCUCUGUGAAGAAGUCAUAUGUGGACGCACGUAUUUCUCCUUUCAAGGUCAGUCCAUCUGCUUCGGUCGAAUCUGUAGUAUCACCAUUAUAUGUAGACGCAAGUACAUCACCAUCAUAUGUAGACGCAAGUACAUCACCCUUAUAUGUAGACGCAAGUACAUCACCCUUAUAUGUAGACGCAAGUACAUCACCCUUAUAUGUAGACGCAAGUACAUCACCAAUAUAUGUAGACGCAAGUACAUCACCAUCAUAUGUAGACGCAAGUACAUCACCCUUAUAUGUAGACGCAAGUACAUCACCCUUAUAUGUAGACGCAAGUACAUCACCCUUAUAUGUAGACGCAAGUACAUCACCCUUAUAUGUAGACGCAAGUACAUCACCCUUAAAAAGCGACGCAUCAGUUUUGCUUGAAUCUAUGACAGAACGUAAUUUACUGAAGAAAUCUUUACUUGAACCACUAAACAGUAGUGAGCAGGCCAUUUACACACGUCUUACAAAGCGUAAAAUUAAUACAGAGGAUAGUGAUAUGUUAGUUUGCCGGACAAGAGGACAACCGUUGUGCUUCACACGCUUUGUAAAGCCUCGCAGAAAAUCACCACCUGCUACACCGCAAAGAUCAAAUAAAUUAGCAAAAUAGAAGUAGGACCUUACUUUCAGAGGAUAAAGAUUCAGGUGAAAUACAACACAUGACAGGAGACAGUAGGUCAUAGAGUAGCAAACUUGUCAAGUGUCUGUGGUACUUCUUUCAAAACACACACACAAAUCUUCCAUGGACUCAGUACAGAACAGUAGAAAACAUUCUCAAAGAGAAAUUAACGUUCCGGUCGGAACACAAAGAGAGGUGUCAACUUAAUAAGUAUUUGGAUAGUUCCUUUCAAAUUACUAAAGUUGAUUUAUUCAAAGUGGUCGAAGAUUCAAAUGUGAAAGUACCCAGCUCAUUAGUCACUAUUUGUAGUUUAUCAUCUCUAUUCUAUAAACUUUGGUUGGCUGCAAGGAACAGGGCCGACUGACAUUAUGAUGGCUACCUUUCAAGUGAGGAAAUUUGGAUAAAACUGGGUGGGGGGGUCAUGGUGGGGGCUCGUUUAACAAUGUCAUUACAGGUGUUGAAUCUUGAGAAUCCAAACUCAAAGCUUAACAGUUUACUCUUUGGUAUGUUUGAAGAAAAAGACUACCGGGAAAACAUUGAAAUUGCUUUUGAUGCUUCCUUUCGUGAUCAGAUUGAUUCAUUACAGCAUAUCAUCUGGGAUGGCAAGGAAGUUUAGAUUUUUGUUUUUGGAGACUAUGAUUUUCUGGCUAAACUGUGCGGGAAAUCUGGGGCAAAGGGAAAGUUUCCAUGUUUGUGGUGCCUUCAUCAGUCUGGUCAGUUGUCAUGUGGAGGAGCACCAAUGGUUAGAGAAAGUGAUGAGAGAAUAUUAACUUCGUUACUUAGGGAUUUCUCAGCUGACCAAAAAGAGGGAUCUUGUCAAACAAAUGCCAUUUCACAAUGUAGUCAACGAACCCAUAACAAACAUUCUAUUAUCUAAAGUGUGUGGAUCCUAUCUCCAUAAUAUUGCUAGGUACAGUUAAAAAGCAACAUGAGAUUAUCGGAUCAGGGUGCCGUGAUUUGGAUAUGAAGGAUUUAGCCAGAAAUAAGGAAACUAUUUGCCGCCAGUUCAGAAUAUUUCAGGCCUUCCACAGGAAAUCAUUCUUUGGGAACCAUUGCCAUAAUUAUCUAAAACGUAAUUUGUAUCCGCCUUAAUGAGUAAAGAAUGUGAUGAGAGUGUCUUCUCAAUAUACAGACAACGAUGCUAUCUCGAUGAAAGCUACUUCUAUUUGUCAUACUUUUUGUAACUUAUUUUCUCUAUUUUCUAACGUACACAUGCAUCUGUGUCUAAUGGGUUUGUGGUGAGCGAGGAUGUCAUUGAAAAAAGCGAGCAAGUCAGUUAAAAGUUAUAAUAUAUGCAGUUCUUCAAAGAGGCGUUUUGUUAAGCCCCACUCACGCCUAAAAUGCACACUUGGUUAACCGGCUGAGUGUCAUGUUGCACAUGGAUGUCAAAACACAGAUUUGGAAUGGCGAGACGGGAACAGGGGAGGGGGGGGGUGUAAGUCUCUUCAUGCUACAAUGAAUUUGCUGAAGAGAAGAACAUUAGCAAUUAAACCAGACAGCAGACGACUUGCUCUUCUGAUGAAAGAGCAACACAUUCUGCCCUUCCCGAUGUUUCCAUAGAUCUACUGUAUGUCCUGCAAACAAAAAUAAGAAAUAGGAUUGGCUAUUCCCCAAUUUCAACCUAGCUAUGCUACACCUGAGUCUGCUGGGUGACACUUCUUUAUUUACAGUUCUCCUAUACCA
Molecule: messenger RNA, 3232 nt
Organism: Aplysia californica (California sea hare)
Lineage: Eukaryota; Metazoa; Mollusca; Gastropoda; Aplysiida; Aplysiidae
Exons: 1
Coding region: 5-1540 (511 amino acids)
Molecular function (GO): metal ion binding
Source: RefSeq, a predicted model, not a curated record